UGCUCUUCUCGUCGACUCAGUCUCCGGUUGAGUGUUUUCGUGGUCGGUCGUCCAUCGUUCUACUGGUACAAUUACUGUGUUUGCUGCUGCUGGGUGCUGCGUCUAUGCGGCAUAUUGUACACACCUCAUCAUCCCCAAAACGGUUCCCUCCCGGUGGAGAGCACAGCUGAGGCGUUCAACUGCUGGAACAACGCUGGAUGAGUGAUUACUGAAUCGAUGCCGCGGUGUCAGUGAUAAGGAAACACCUGCCGACCUAGUCCAAGAGUCGUGCUUAGUGUAUAGCUGGUGCUAGUGAUUUUUGGGGUGUGAUUAGCCACUUUGUGUGUGUCAGCAAGGGAAAGCGGUUCAAGUGAGCAAUCUGCUUGGUGAAGAGAGCCAGCAAGAGAGUUAGUGUACAUAUAUUUAUAGCUGUUUAGUGGCUCACACGACCGGAAUACUCAAAGGCCCUCCGCGAAAGUGUGUUUAUCGUGCCGUGCCGAAAAAUGGAUGGCGAUAGUGCUCAAUCGUUCUGCGAGUUCAAACAACAAGUGUCCGCGGUGCCCCAGUACGGCCUGAAGCUCAAGUUCAACCAUGUCUACCCGGAAACGAGGAACCAGAACCUGAAGCCGUCGUUCCGGCAGAUCUGGCCCAUCAUCCCGAUGGCACUAAGGUACAUCCCGUACUACUGGAAGGUGUCACGCGAGGGCCGCCAGGUGCUGAUGGACUACUGGUACACGGAAAACGGGAAGCAGAUUUACGGGGCCCCGAUCGGCGGCAUCGGCGCCGGCACCAUCGGGCGGGGAUUCGCCGGCGAGUUUUGCCGCUUCCAGAUGCGGCCGGGCCUGUACGAGUACAACACGGUGCACGCGAACCAGUUCAUCGUCACCAUCAAAGACGAGAACAAUGUGACCAUUUUCCAGAGUCUGCUUUCUUCGUACAGUCGCCCCAAAACGCCGCUGGCCAGUUGGGAGAGCACCAUCAACUCGUCCAAGUGCAGCUACACGGCGCUGUACCCGCGGGCCUGGUCCGAGUACGACCUCAGCGAGCACGGCAUCAAGCUGGUUCAGCGGCAGAUCUCGCCGAUCAUACCCCACGAUUACAAGGAAAGCUCGCUGCCGGUGGCCGUCUUCGCGUGGACCGUCGAGAACGUGUGCGGCAAGGACCGGCACGUGACGAUUACGUUCACGUUCAAGAACGGAACCGGCAACAAGAAGCAGGACGCCGAGGGAAACGCGGAAACGGCGGCGUUUGCCCACGGGACGGCCAAGGGAGUCAGCAUUAAGCAGACGAUCGCGGACUUGCCGUGCACUUACUGCGUUAGCUGCAAGACUUCGUCGGAGAUCAACCUGACGCGGUGCGAGAAGUUUGAUCCGAGCGGAAACGGGGAGAAGCUGUGGAAUGAUUUGAAGGAGAAUGGCCACCUGACGGAGAAGUCCGGCGACGAGAGUUUGAAGACUAAGGACGUCGCCGUAGCGGUCAGCGCACAAAUUCUGGUUCCAUCCGAGUCCAGCUCGGAGCUGGAGUUCUCGCUGGUGUGGGACAUGCCAAAGAUUCACUUUACCAAAAAGAUGAAAGAGUACUACAAGUACUACACCAAAUAUUUCGGCAAGAACGGCGAUGCCGGUCCUGUGAUCUCGGACUAUGCGCUGCGCAACUACGGCAAGUGGGAGUCCCUGAUAGACGAGUGGCAGCGGCCCAUUCUGGACGAUAGUGACCUUCCCGACUGGUACAAGAGUGCCAUCUUCAACGAGCUGUACUUUAUCGCGGACGGUGGCAGCAUCUGGCUGGCCGUGGACGACACCACCCUUCCGUACGAUGAUCCCAGAUUGGCCUACGGUCGCUACGCGUACCUCGAAGGGCACGAGUAUCGGAUGUACAACACGUACGACGUUCAUUUCUAUGCGUCGCACGCGCUGGCCAGCCUGUGGCCGAAUCUACAAGUCAGCUUACAGUACGACUACAAGGAUGCUGUACAGCGAGAGAUAACCGAGGGACGAAAGCAUCUCUACGACGGGAAGGUCAUUCCGCGGAAGAUAAAAAGUUCCGUACCGCACGACCUGGGCGAUCCCGACGAGGAACCGUUCGAGCUGAUCAACGCGUACCCGAUCCACGACGUGUCCGAGUGGAAGGAUCUGAACACCAAGUUCAUCCUGCAGGUGUACCGCGACUACUACACGCUCAACCACUACGCCCAGCUGAACGCGGACAACGCGAGCAAGUUCAGCUCGAUUGAGUUCAUCGACAAGGAGAGCAUGUUCGAGAUGUACGUGCAGGACAACCGCAACAAAGUUUCGCCGGAGGAUAAGGCCCAGAACCGGAAGUCGGCGUCGAUGUACAUUAACGAGACGAAUGGGAAGGUCUAUCUGAUGGACGCGAUGACCUACUUGAAGAGCAUGUAUCCGGCCUGCAAGCAGGUGCUGGAGAAGACCCUCGAGUGGGAUAAGGAUAACGAUGGGCUGAUCGAGAACAGCAAGUCGCCGGACCAAACGUACGACACGUGGGUCAUGGACGGUCCGAGUUCGUACUGUGGUGGGUUGUGGUUGGCCAGUCUGCACUGCAUGUCGGUUAUGGCGAACUUGCUGGAUCAAUCCGAGGAUUGCAUUAAAUAUCGGGAGAUUUUGGAAAAGGGCAAAGCCUCGUUCGAGGAGAAGCUAUGGAACGGGUCGUACUACAAGUUUGACAGCCAGAGCACUUCCAAGAACUCGAUCAUGUCCGACCAGCUGUGUGGCCACUGGUAUCUACGCUGCUGCGGGUUCGAUUACGACAUCGUCCCGAAAGAAAACGUCCGAACGGCUCUGAAGACCAUCUACGACAACAAUGUGAUGCGGUUCUGCGGAGGCAACAUGGGCGCCGUCAACGGGUACAUCCCGAGCAGCCAGCCCAACAAGGACGGUCGGGCGGACAGCUCUACCCUGCAAGCCGAAGAGGUGUGGACCGGGGUAACGUACGCCCUGGCCUCGACCAUGAUUCACGAGGGCAUGUUUACGGAAGCGUUCCAGACGGCCGGAGGCCUGUAUCAAACGCUUUCGGAGAAGAUUGGCAUGAGCUUUGAAACGCCGGAAGCGCUGUACGCGGAACGGCACUACCGAGCCAUCGGCUACAUGAGACCGCUCAGUAUUUGGUCAAUGCAGACCGCUUGGGAACAAAAGAAACAAAAUAGGGACUAAGUAUUUGUGUUUGUGAUGUCGUGCGUGUGAAUGUUUACAUCUUUUUGUGCAAUAGUGUUGGAAUUCAAGCGAAAGGAGCUAGCUAAAGCCAUUUUAUGUUCUGAUAAUUAAGGGAAGUCAAUAUUUUAGCAACUUGAUAAAUUCUAGUAAAUGUUUAUUGUUCAAUGCUGUAUUUCAGGCUAAAAAUGUUUGCUCACAAAAAAGUGGAAAAUCACAAAAACUCAAACUUUUUCUGCAAACACACUCUCUCACUUAAACCAACUUUGUGAGAGAAUGAAGGAGCUUUUACACUACGGCAAACAAACAAACAAACUCGCACUUUUUCAUGUUUGACAGUUUGCCAAACUCACAAACAAGGCAAAAUGUAUGCAGGCUGACGUUUGCACAAACAAAUCCAGGCAAACAAACAAUGCAGGCAAACUGGCAAACUGUCAAAAAGUGCGAGUUUGUUUGUUUGCCGUAGUGUAAUAGCUCCUUGAGAACCUUCGUAGAAAAGUACGAUUGUACGAGUCUGCUGUAGAGAGUUUUUCUGAGCCACUCUCGAAAAAUGAAAGUUCUCGGACCUUAACUGAUUGCAAAUCAAAUCAAAACUUUGCACCAUUUUACAAUCUUAACGUAAAAAAAAACAAAACCACUCUUGAGCGAUUCACGAAAGUUGAAACGAGCUUCUACGCGCAGAAUGAGUUAUAUAAGCGCAACUUAUCUUUGCCAAAUGCUGUCAAUUCUGAUUGUUUAAAUAUAAACGCGGUGCUUAUAACUGAAAUAUGAAUGGAGGAACACAACAUAGUUGUGAUAGACGUUACAAAUUAUGUGAACAAAUAUUUAACAAGAUAUUUAUAAAAUAGGUGAGAAGCGUCGCUUCUCCAAUACGUGCUACAAUAUUUUCCCACAGAAAACAAAAGUUUAUCAUUUCAGGCAUGCUUGGAAAGCACAAUUUAGGCUAAUCAAUCACACAAAUCUAACAAUCUAAAAAAGAAAUCAAAUUUCCAAGCUCAAAUGCUGCAACAACAAAACAAAAUCAAAUUUAAACCUAAAAUGACAAA
Culex pipiens pallens (northern house mosquito) is the source of this 4189-nucleotide messenger RNA. RefSeq names its product non-lysosomal glucosylceramidase. Gene Ontology annotation, molecular function: beta-glucosidase activity; glucosylceramidase activity. The record is from RefSeq and is a predicted model, not a curated record. NCBI's taxonomy places the organism in Eukaryota, Metazoa, Arthropoda, Insecta, Diptera, Culicidae. The transcript has 8 exons. Bases 483 to 3146 code for a protein of 887 amino acids. Gene Ontology annotation, biological process: glucosylceramide catabolic process; carbohydrate metabolic process. Gene Ontology annotation, cellular component: membrane.